AUGGGCGGUCUAAUACCCCUCCUCCUUAAGCCCGCUGCCGCCGGCUCCCGUGGCAGUGUUAUUUUUCCUAUCAACAGAGCACCAUCGCCCAGCCCUCCCAUUACAACACCACAGCCUGCGGCAACGUCACCAACCAUGGCUACCAGUUCGGUCGGACCUCCUAAGGCUCGAGUGCACAAGCGGUCUGCAUCGCAGCCAGCACCGCUCCCCGUUCUGCCUUAUACCUCUGCUGAAUGGAGCAAGGCUGUCUCUGAGGUCAAGCGUCAGUACAUCAACCGCAAGUACCGCCCGUGUUCUUUGCGCUGUUGCGAGAUCCUAGACAAUAUCAAGGAAUCUGCAAACGUGGAGCCAGCUUAUCUCAUCUAUCUUCACUUCUACGCCGCCAGCUCCUUUGACAUGCUCUCCCGACCUUUGCAAUGCGCCUCGCCGUAUCGGACACGGCUUCUUCAACAAGCUCGUGAACACUACACUCGAGCCUCGGAACUGAGCAAGGCGGCGGAUGAGACCAUGGCCCGCUCGUCACGGCCAUCCUCAGCGGCAACCUCAAGUAUGCAUUCGCCUUCGAGCUCUACUUCAUCCCGCGCAUCCUCGCGGACAUGGACCAACUCAACUGCUUUCUCGUCACCCACGCCAUCUGUGUGCUCCGUCGAGGACGCUGUGAACAAGCUCUCUGCGACCCAACCCCCACCAAAGAAGCGCGUCACCUUCUGCGACGUCCCCGAAGAGCCGUUCAUCCGCCCCGACUCUCCCACUCUCGGCUUCGACGACUUCCUCUGUGCCCCACCACAACCCGAACCACCGCGCUACCUGCCGGUUCUCCAAGAGGAGCCCGAGCCUGCUGAAGAACCCGCGGAGGAGGUUGCGAAGCCAGCAACGCCCGAGCCCCUGAACGAGGACUGCGAUGCCUUCGAUUUCCUCCAAGAGCGCUCCAUCCACCGCUACUGCGGCUUGCUCUCCAGCCUGCGCUCGCAGAUCGCAGUCCACAUUUCCAACAUCGAGGAGCAGCUCGCGGCACCUCGGCAAAGCGAUACGGCACGCCACUCUCUCCCCGCCAGGGCAGCGACCCCAGAGCUCAGCGACGAGCUGCGUAACCUUGACAUCAAGGCCCGCAUUGAGCGUUUGCGCCAGAACAACUGGCAACGACGUCGCUUCGAUAUCGGCCGUUACGAGGCGCUUCGCGAGAGCGUUCUCGCCGAGUUGGAAUGA
Molecule: messenger RNA, 1206 nt
Organism: Colletotrichum acutatum
Lineage: Eukaryota; Fungi; Ascomycota; Sordariomycetes; Glomerellales; Glomerellaceae
Exons: 2
Coding region: 1-1206 (401 amino acids)
Source: RefSeq, a predicted model, not a curated record